Molecule: messenger RNA, 6200 nt
Organism: Siniperca chuatsi (mandarin fish)
Lineage: Eukaryota; Metazoa; Chordata; Actinopteri; Centrarchiformes; Sinipercidae
Gene: rab1ba
Product: zRAB1B, member RAS oncogene family a
Exons: 6
Coding region: 305-910 (201 amino acids)
Molecular function (GO): GTP binding; GTPase activity
Source: RefSeq, a predicted model, not a curated record
CACUUUACGUCACUACCGCACCUGCGCAGCCAUCUUGAGCCUCUAGCAAGCAACGGCGGACACAGAAAGGCAGAAAAAGGAGUAAAAUAUAGCAGACUAACCUGAGGAAACAGGGAUAUGUCCGCUAGAAUAAAGUAUAUAUGAAACAAUAAAGGUCGAAUACAGUGGAACGACCAGGUCGCAGUAACAGAGACGGUAAAACAGUCAUCUAAGUGCCUCGGAUACCCGGACCUACAAGUCAUCUUUUUUGCCGGAGUAGGAAGGAGCCGAGUCGCCGACAGAAAAACACAUCCAGAGUAAAACCAUGAAUCCCGAAUAUGACUAUCUGUUCAAGCUCCUGCUCAUCGGAGACUCUGGAGUAGGAAAGUCCUGUCUUCUGCUGCGCUUUGCUGAUGACACCUACACAGAGAGCUACAUCAGCACCAUCGGAGUGGACUUUAAGAUCCGCACCAUCGAACUGGAUGGCAAGACCAUCAAACUGCAGAUUUGGGACACUGCAGGUCAGGAGAGGUUCCGUACCAUCACCUCCAGUUACUACCGUGGAGCCCAUGGGAUCAUAGUUGUAUAUGAUGUGACAGAUCAGGAGUCCUAUAACAACGUCAAGCAGUGGCUUCAGGAAAUCGACCGCUAUGCCAGUGAAAAUGUCAACAAGCUUCUGGUGGGCAACAAGUGUGAUCUGACCACCAAGAAAGUAGUGGACUACACAACAGCUAAGGAGUUUGCUGACUCUUUGGCCAUCCCCUUCCUGGAGACGAGCGCUAAGAACGCCACCAACGUAGAGCAGGCUUUCAUGACCAUGGCCGCAGAGAUCAAGAAGCGCAUGGGCCCCGGGGCCACAGCUGGCGGCGACAAGCCCAACUUAAAAAUCGAGAGCACCCCUGUUAGGCAGUCUGGAGGGGGCUGCUGUUAAAGGACCCCUCGCCCCCACCACCCUAACCAUCACUUCCACCAUCUCCACUAAAAUCUCCCUUUCUUCUCCUUCUGUGUUCCCUCCCAUCAUCUGUGCCACUCCCAUACCCCGCCAUUCCUCCAUAACACUCUGUAACCCACACCCAACUCCCUGACUCCCGCUCGGUCCGCCCACCUAGAGAUCCAGGGAUGGUUGGCCAAACACAGGAGUAAACUGUUAAGAGUGUUAAGAUCAGAAAACAGAUUGAAACUUUGCAAGGGUUAAUUCAGACCUGUACACCCACCAAACAUCAGAGAGAGGAGAGCAACCAGACUGUGAGGGAGGGACAGAAACAGACACCAAGGCAACUUUUACUUUCUGCCAUGAGGACAGAGAAAACAGAUACGGGGGAAGACUGGUAUUGAUUUAGAGUGGAAUGGAGGCAGUGGAAGCUUAUCUCAAAACACACACACACACACACUGUAGUGGGGCGGCAGGGGUUAAAGAGAUUUAAGUCUUUUGGCUAAACACUUUCUCCUCAGUCUGUCUUUGCUGAUCCCAUCUUAUGGCCGCCCUCCACCUCACCCCAGCCCAAAGUUUUCAUCCCUGGAAUUAUUUACCUGCACAAACACACACAGGUGCAGUGUGCUUGAGUCACACACCGUAGAUGCUCUGUACACAGUAGGAAGUGUUCCUGAAUAGCAGCAGCCUAACAGUGACUCAUCAUUGCCAUUUAUUGAUGAAGAUUCAGGGAAAGCCCCUUCAGUGAGCCUCCUCUCCCUCCAUCUGUCCUCUUCCUGAGCUUCCACUCUCACUUUCUCAAGGUGUGUUCAGAUAGAAAGCAAAGGGAAUUUCCGUGUUGUGUCAUUCACGUGAAUUUGACCCCAAACAGCCAAUGAAGUUCUUUGUUAUUUCCCUCCAGUCUCUCUCGUUGUUCUUCUCGUCUCUGUAUGUUUGUAAAGUAGAUUCAAAAAGCCCCAGGAUGAACCUGAAAUUUUUGCUCAAGUUGAAACAUUUUCUACUCCCACAGACAUGUCUUCGCCUCAGGUUGUGCUGCCCUGGGUGAAUUUGCAUCUAUUCAUGCCUACUCAAGUCUUUCCAUUGACUUUGUAUGCAGUAUCCAGCGCUAAAAUUCACCUCGUAUUCUGUCUGAACACACCUUUAAUGUCUCAAUAUGCUUCAAACAUACUAGGAGGUACUGUAUAUGGGUGACGGAAGUAGUUGCGUGAAGAAUGAAAAAAAAAGAGAGUUUGCUUUAACAAAUCUUCACACGUAGCCAAUUGCUGCACAAAGUGAACAUAAUUGUUGAAUUAAAGUUACAAAAAUUGUCAGAUGUAGUCCCCCAAUUCCACCAUGGAAACGGGGGUUUUACAUGCUGUUAGAUGAUACGACAAGCAUUUCAUUUGAAGCAUAGUGACGUCUUUAGUGCCUGGUCACAAGAAAGUGGCAAAGCAAUGUUUAUAUUGCAUUCUCGCAAAACAAGCAAGGCAGCAUAGUGGCUACUUGUGAGGCUAGUUGGCAAUCUACUGUGGCUAUUGAUCUAACUUCUAACCAGUUACAGUUAGCAAGCCAGCUAGCUUGGUCGCUAAUAGUAAGUUAACACAGUUUACUCAAGAUACAAAUUUGUACCAUUGACUCCUGUCUGCAAACCAUGUCUCUUGUGGGGCACGGUUAUAUAAAAGUGGAUGGUACAACACAGCUAAUGUGACAGCCUCCUCCAUUUUGGACUCUUCGGCUCUUUGUUCCCCCAAAGUUAGAACAGCCAAGAUGGUCAAUGGCACAAAAUCACGUGUCAAAAAAUUCACCAAAGUUAAACUACGGAAAAGCUUUGUGCAGGUUUACUUUGCUGCGAUUCCAUUUAAAUAAUUUGGUUCCGGCUCAAAAUGUUGCUGUCAUAAAUGCUGUUGUGACCAGGCCCCUUAUCUGAAUCAGUAAUGAGAUAACAUACAGGAGAAAGAUGUACAUGCAAAGACAGGUUGUAGUUAGUUUUGAUGGAAGCAUUAACCAAGGGAUUCUUUAACUAAACUCCCUGCUUAACAUUUUAGGUAAAAGAAGAAAAAGGGAUGGAGGCGGUGGUUGUAAGAACUGCAAUAUAUGAUGUUAGUUUUCCUUUUUUAGUCUUCAGUCUUCAAAGGAAUCAUUUCUAUAUGUAAAAGAAAGCAAUGUGACAAAAUGCUGAAACAUUUAGCAGAGUGACUUCCUGGAAUGACACUAAAUAUUACAGUCCAAGGGCAGAUAACACUGCACACAGAUGACGAGGCAUGACAAAAGUGAGGAGGAUUGACAGACUCAGUUUGACUUACUCUGACAAACGGAAGCAGUUGGCAAUAUUAUGCAUUGAUCUUACAAUUACUGUUUUAUUAUUGUUGUGGUUUUAGUGUUUUUUAUUUUCUCAUUGAUACUUCUGAUCGAGACAACUAUAUACAUUACUACAAUUAGCUUAAACUCUCAUGUUCAGUAUGUGUUCAGUAUUUAGGAUGUCAUUUCAUUCUCGCUUGUUUGCAGAUGAAGCUGAGGUAGAGAUGUGGUGGGUGUGUCUGUUGGCUGGGGGGGUGAUUCUUACAAAAGCUGCUGUUCCUUCCCUCAGAUCGUCCUGUUUGUCAAACAAAGUUGUCUCCCAUUUGGACACAUGGUUCACACCUGUCUUUUAUGUCCCUUUUCAUUUAUGGUUCCUUAUCAGAUGAUUUAGUGCUCUAGUUCAUGCCACUUGUGUAAUCCUUUUUACAUUUGAGUCCUUUACCAUAGUUACUAAGGUCUCAGUAAACUUCAAAUGAACUAGGUCAUACAAAAGUGUUUACAGCUGUUCCGAAUGGCCACACUCAACGGCGAGGCCAAAAGCCUGCCGUCAGAGAGAGGGGCAAGAUGUGAUGAGUCGUACAAAUGGGGAUAACAGCGCACACUUUUCAGCAGCCUCUUGAAAAGGCAUUCAUGGUGUUGUACUCGUCGGUACGCACAAAAAUUGACAAAAGUAGUCAGAAUGGAAUUGGAAAGAAUGGACAUGAGAAGUUCAGACCCUGCAUAAUUUCACACCGCGACACACCUAAGUUACAAAUAUUUUUGGAUGCCACCCCUCCUGGUGCUGAUGUCAAAAAUGGGGUUUCAGGUGCUGUAAGGGGAUUCGACAAGCACUUUAUAAGUGUGAAAUUUUAUUCUUGAUGUCAAAAUAAUCUUAACUCAAGCUCCAUUUACCAGCUUUUUCCAGAGCUUUCAAUGUCCUUAUCAGCGGAAGCUCUGGAAAAAGCUAGUAAGUGGACCUUUAGUUAAGAUUAUUUUGUCAUACUACGUGUAUUUAUUUUUCAUGAAAACAGUGGCUUAUUUCUUUAAAGUAAAUGUUAUCAUCAAUGCCAAAGUCUCAAAUGUGAAACAAUUACACGUAGGGCUGUGUAUCAUUGUGUUAUCGCUGUUUAGCAAAACCUUAGUAUUGGUACAGAUACUGUGCAAGAAACUACAAAUAAAACACAGUCUACAGGCAAAAUUAUGAGCACAAAAUCUUGAUAUUGGAAAACAAAGUUUGACAAAAUCUUUACUCGCGGUCACUUACUGGCCUAUUCCAAAAUUUUCAACUGCAUCUUAUGCUUUUUUGGCAUCGGCACCAAAUAACGUCCUUGAACAGAGACAGUGGUUAUUAUCUCCCCCCACCAUAUACGACCAAAGUCUGGAACUUCAAGUCACGGUAACGGUGAGAUCAGAGACAGGUAUGAGGCUGUUCACAUGCCUGAGCUCUGAGCGGUUCUCUGCUUCUCAUAGCUCUGUUAGGUCUUUUUUUUUUUUUUUUGGUAUUUCCAGGGAAACUGGAAGGAAUGUGAGGAAAAGAGCAUCCCCCUCCCGUUAUAGAGGGGCAUCUACACUGAACUAAAAAUUCUGUUUGUCUGAGCCACAACUUUUAACCCUGUUAUAUGAAGAACUGGGGAAUAUGGUGAUUUUCUAUAAGCCUGGUCACACUUUAAAGGAUGAACUCACUGUACUAGAGCCUUCUAAGAACGCAUUCUUUUAGUUGUCUUGGUUAUCUGUGGUCUCAUUGUACACAGCAGGUCCAUGCUGAACAGAAGCCAAUGGCAUUGUGUCCCAGACCAUAGUCAGUUUCAUCACUUGUGUUUGGGGGCAUCUGGAGGUUCAGGGACUGACUGGUCUUGGUUUGCUGACCGGGUAUGAACUCCCAACUCUCCCCUCCACUCACCCAUGGCACUGCAGUGUGAUGAAUUCCUCAAGAUCCUCCCUGACUGGCUCCUCCACUCAGAUAAGAGAAUCUUCCCCAGGCUUUGGUUGCACUUGUGGUUCUCUCUGCAAGAAAAACUUGUCAGCGUUUCAGGUCCUACACCGCCUCAUGCUCUGGUGAGGCGUCACAAAGAGCAUGCAGCUGCAAAAGUGCAAUUUCAGCUCCUGAAAACUGAAUAUAGAUGAGUCCACAUUAUGUUGAGAUCCACAGCCUUCCAUUUGUGAAGCCUCACCACUGAUUGAUGCCCGGUCAGAAAGCUUCAACUCUGGAGUUGUCCAAGUGAAGCACAGGUGUGAUGUCAGCUACUUCUGAUCACGUUGGCAUCACUUGGAGAUGAGUGUGUGUACUGGCAUCAUUUGACACAUAUAUUUGUGUUUUUCAGCCCUGUAGAGUUAAACUGGAAUGCUGUAGUUUGCUGUGCAGGACUGGAAUCUGACAUUAAGGGGGAGGGAAGGAAAAAGCUGUAUAUGUGUGUAGAUCGGGAUGGCGUGUAACAUUCCUGCGUUUUUUGGACACAUGUUGGCAUCCCAGUAUCAUGGCAGUCUCACUUGAGUAGAUGCAGUACAAGUAAUCAUUUGAAACUAAACACUCAAGUCUCACAGACACACACACACACACAUAUACUGGAUGUUUUAUGGUUUGAUGACUGAUUUCCUUUUUUAAAUCUUUCAACAAGUCUUGAUAUUUUAUUGAUUUUGAUGUAUUCAUUGAAUACUGUGUUGUCUAGUCCAUGGAAGUAUGAGGGGACACUGGGUAGGGUGUGGACUCUGAUGAGGGUGGGGUUAAACAGACACAGGGUGGGGCUUUUGCUUAUGAAUGUGAUUCCGAUUAAACAACACUUGACUUUUCUUCUUUAGUUCACUUUUUGUAUUCAUUUGGGUUAAAGGGGGUAUUUUCCAUGUCAUUUGCACACUUGUUCAUCGCAGUUCAAUGGCUUAAUAAAAGCACCGGGCAGGAGCUCGCCUGUCACCUUCUGUCUUUUUUCUGUUUGGCUUGUUCACUUUGUUGCUGUCUCCCUGCUGAAUUUGAGCAUGUUUUUUUUUCUGUACAUAUUAUAAAUAUAUAUAAUAAAAUGAUGAAAAAGAUCAACAUCAA